CGUUAAGCCCCGCCCACUCCCGCUCAGAGCGGCGGCACCGAGAGCCCGAGCGGCGGCACCGGCACCGGCACCGGCAGCGCCCGCGGCCGCCAUGGCCGAGUACCGCAGUCUGCUGGAGGAGCUGGCCCAGAACAUCACGGCCGAGGACCUGGAGCAGCUCAAGUCCGCGUGCCGCGAGGACAUCCCCAGCGGGGAGGGGGACGCCAUCGCCACCGGCCACCACUGGUUCGCCUUCCUGGAGCGCCACAGCAAGCUGGACCGAGACAACCUGUCCUACAUCGAGCACAUCUUUGAGAUCUCGCGCCGGCCGGACCUGCUGACCAAGGUUGUCCAGUACCGCACGCAGGUGCUCAAGAUCUCCGAGGAGGACGAGGUGGACACGAAGCUCACGCGCAUCCCCAGCGCCAAGAAGUACAAGGACAUCAUCCGGCAGCCCUCGGAGGAGGAGAUCAUCAAACUGGCCCCCCCCCCGAAAAAGGCCUGAGCAGCAGGAGGAGACCCCCCCCCACCCCCCAGAGCCCCCUCCCCAAUUUCAGCCCUGAAGAGGGGGGGGGCUCGGGAGGGGGAGGGGCACCAAGAGCAUCUUAAACCCCGCCCCCAAAUCGAGGAGGGGGGAUUUGGGAGGGGGGGGGGGGAAAUUCCCACGGGACCCCCACCCUGAAAAGGCCUCGAUUUGGGGGGGGGAGGAAUGGGGACCCCCCCCCUCAAUGUGGGUAAGUUGAGGGGGGGCAUAAAAAAUGGGACCACCCCCCCACAGCCUAAUUUGGGGGGGUUCAAGGUAUUGGGAACCCCCCCCCUUAAAUUUUGGGGUCACAGGGACCCCCCCAAUCCCAAUUUGGGGGGGUCAGAAUUAUUGGGACCCACCCCCAGCUUAAAUUUUGGGGUCCCUAAUUUGAGGGGGGGGUCUGUGACAGGGACUGAGACCCCCCCCCACCCCAAUUUUGGGGGGUCACAAGCAUUGGGACCCUUGACCCCAAUUUUGGGAGGGGUCACAAGCACCGGGAACCCCCCAAAUUUUUUGGGGGGGGGGCACAGGAGGGCAGGGGGAGGUCAGGAGGGUGCCGAGGUCAGAGCUGAUUUUGGGGGGGGGUCUCGGACCCCCCCAGGAGGGGCAGGAGGGGACAAGGAGGUGACAAAAAGGAGGGGGGACAGUGAGUGGUGACCCCCCCCAAAAUUGGGGGAAAAAACACCAAAUUCCCUUUUUUUUGGGGGGGGGGGGGGAGGGGCAGCAAAUUUUGUCCCCCAAAUUUGGGAAACCCCCUAAAAAUCCCAUUUAAGGGGGGCAGGAAGUGGUGACCCCAUAAAAUCAGGGGAAAAGACCCCAAAAUUCCCAUUUUUGGGGGAGCAAGUAGUAAGAAAUGACCCCAAAAUUAGGGAACCCCCCCCCAUAAUUGAGGAAAAUCCCCUAAAAUUCCCAUUUUUUGGGGUGGGGGACAAAGUGGUGACCCCACAAAACUGGGGAAAACAACCCAAAAUUCCCAUUUUUGGGGGGGGGGGGCAGAGAGUGCUGACACCCCCAAAUUUGAGGGAAAACACCCAAAAUUGAGGAAAAAAACCCCAAAAUUCCCAUUUUUGGGCGAUGAGCAGCAAGAAAUGACCCCUAAAAUUGGGGGAAAACCCCCAAAAAUCUCAAUUUUUUUAAAGGGGGGGCACCCUGGCUGGCCCCCCCAAUAAAUAUUUUUGGGGGGUCCUCCCAGUACCAAACUGGGAGGGAGGAGCCCCCAAACUGGGCGGGGGGGGGGGGCGUGGGGGAGGGGAUUUUUGGGGUUCAGGUUUAGUUACUAACCCAGGGGUGUGGGGGGGGCAGCAGAGUUAAUUAAAUGUUAAUUAAUUAAUAUAUUUUAUUUAAUAAAAGCUAAAACCCGCAGCAGCCACCGGCUCGUGUGUCCCCAACCCCCCCCCCUCAAAUUUAUCCCUGUGCCCCCCCCCCCAAAUUAUCCCUGUCCCCCCCCCCUUUUCCUUUAUUUAUUGUCCCCAACCCCAGGAAUGUCCCCAAAUCUCUGUGAAAAACGCUGGAUUUGGUUAAAAUUGACGUUUUUGACCCCCCCUGAACGUCGGGAUGGGACUGGGGGGGACCCAGGGGUGUCCCCAACCCCUCCGGGGGGGUCUCCGGGUGUCCCCCCCUCCCCAAAUUCCCUCCCCUCCCUCCCCCCCCCCCCCGCAGACCGUGCUGACUGUGUAUUGAUAAAGAUGGAAAAAAGCUGC
Vidua chalybeata is the source of this 2205-nucleotide messenger RNA. It is a transcript of the gene PEA15, whose product is annotated as proliferation and apoptosis adaptor protein 15. Lineage: Eukaryota; Metazoa; Chordata; Aves; Passeriformes; Viduidae. Bases 92 to 484 code for a protein of 130 amino acids. Gene Ontology annotation, biological process: regulation of apoptotic process; MAPK cascade. The transcript is spliced from 4 exons. Gene Ontology annotation, molecular function: protein binding. The record is from RefSeq and is a predicted model, not a curated record.